CCCUCUCUUCUUCCUUCUUUUUUUUGUUAAAAAAAUCAACUUACAAGAUGGCCCACGCUAACGUCUGGAACGCUCACCCCCGCUCGAACGGCAAGGGAUCUCGUCAGUGCCGUGUCUGCGCUCACCGUGCUGGUUUGAUCCGCAAGUACAACAUCAACAUUUGCCGUCAGUGCUUCCGCGAGUACGCCAGUGAUAUUGGCUUCAACAAGUACCGUUAAUCGGUUCAUGGUCUCUCGCUAUUCUAGCCUGUUCCCACCUCUUCUAUCUCUCCUCAUCUCCUGCCCUUAGGUGUGGGUUAAGAAAAGCAUGGGUUUAAUUCUUCUUCUUUUUUUUUAACUUUUUUUUUCUUUCUCUAUUAAAAAAAAAAGGGUUGUGGGUUUACUAUCUUACAAGCCAAUUUUUUCUUCUAGAUUUUUUUAAAAAAAAUCAAAAAUAUUAAAAUAUAUAAAAACCAAAAUCGAAAUU
Messenger RNA from Phycomyces blakesleeanus NRRL 1555(-), 465 nucleotides. RefSeq lists its product as hypothetical. The transcript is spliced from 3 exons. The coding region runs from base 48 to 218 and encodes 56 amino acids. NCBI's taxonomy places the organism in Eukaryota, Fungi, Mucoromycota, Mucoromycetes, Mucorales, Phycomycetaceae. Gene Ontology annotation, biological process: translation. The record is from RefSeq and is a predicted model, not a curated record. Gene Ontology annotation, molecular function: zinc ion binding; structural constituent of ribosome. Gene Ontology annotation, cellular component: cytosolic small ribosomal subunit; ribosome.